Dipodomys ordii (Ord's kangaroo rat) is the source of this 444-nucleotide messenger RNA. RefSeq names its product prolactin-induced protein (gene Pip). Gene Ontology annotation, cellular component: extracellular region. The record is from RefSeq and is a predicted model, not a curated record. Gene Ontology annotation, molecular function: aspartic-type endopeptidase activity. Bases 1 to 444 code for a protein of 147 amino acids. Gene Ontology annotation, biological process: regulation of immune system process; proteolysis. The transcript is spliced from 4 exons. NCBI's taxonomy places the organism in Eukaryota, Metazoa, Chordata, Mammalia, Rodentia, Heteromyidae.
AUGCGCUGUCUCCAGCUCCUGCUCAGGGCCGGCCCUGCCGCCCUGCUCCUCAUCUUGUGCCUGCAACUGGGGAUCAGUGAGGCUCAGGAAAACACUCGGAAAGCAAUCAUAUUCAAUUUGGAAAGGCCACAGUCAGCAAGAGCAGGUGAAGAGGUGACUUUGACACUUAGGCUCAAGACAGAACUGAGAGAAUGCAUGGUGAUUAAAGCUUACCUCCUGAGUGAUAUCUCCAUUGAAGGCCCGUUCAACUAUAAAUAUACCCGGUGCCUCUGUGAAGAUAGUCCAGUAACCUUUUUUUGGGACUUUCCAGUCAACAGAACUGCAGUAAUUACAGUUGUGGUUGAUAUUGUUAGAGAAAAAGACAUCUGCACCGAAGAUUUGGCAGUGGUGCCCAUUUCAGCAAACCGAUAUUAUAAAGUUUUUUCCUUGAAUGUAGUAGCAUAA